AUGUCCAACAGCUUACCCGAAGAGGUUGUAACAUGCCUCCAGAAUGCCCGCUUUCUUCAUCUUGCAACAUGCUCGGAUAACAUUCCUCAUGUUUCCCUCAUGAACUACACAUAUCUACCUAACACGCCUUACUCUUCAAGUCCAAUCAUUAUCAUGACAACACCGGCAUCAUCCCGCAAGACUCAGAAUCUGGAAUCGAACUCGCUUGUGUCUCUAUUGGUGCACGACUGGAUAUCUCAUCGGCCACCCACUCUAAGUCAGCCAGGCCGCUCCCCUUCACCAACCCGCCCAGCACCCCGGUCUGGAUCACUGGCCGAGCUUCUUCUCGGCAUGAACACAGCCUCAUUGAGUCGAAUCAGCACUACUAUCAAUGGCGUUGCUGAGAUGGUUCCCUCUGGGUCGGAGCAAGAGACAUGGUACAAGGCUCAACACGUUGCAAACAAUACCUUUAGCGAUGGUACAGAGGACAUCUAUUCGACUUCGCCAGGCGGAGAGGGCUUGUGGGGUAGUGGCGGGCUAGGCAAUGGAGCUGCAAGUGGAGACGCGCCAAGAGAGGGUAAUGCAGGGGCACAAUGCUAUCUGGACGGAGAAGAAGUCAGGGUUGUCAUUGUAAAGAUCCGUGACGGAAGAAUUGCAGACUGGAAAGGCCAAGUGCGAGAUUGGAGAUUGUCAGAAGGCACCCAAGGUGCUCUACCCAAUGGAACGGCAGAUUGA
Molecule: messenger RNA, 714 nt
Organism: Bipolaris maydis ATCC 48331
Lineage: Eukaryota; Fungi; Ascomycota; Dothideomycetes; Pleosporales; Pleosporaceae
Cellular component (GO): cytoplasm; nucleus
Source: RefSeq, a predicted model, not a curated record